GUGAAGACAAAAUCAACCGUAAGUAAAUACAAGUGUUUCGAUUCUCUGUUGGUUUCGAUUCUGUCCCUAUCAACCCCGUUCAGAGAAAAGCCAUCAUCAUCAUCAUCUGGUUCGGUCGCUCGUUUCGAAAUUUCUGGUUUCAGAAGUUAACGUUAGGAGAAGAAGGAUAAUGGUGGUAGUAUUAGGGAUAUUGGAUUUCGUCGUUGCUGGCGUUUCUCUCAUCAUUGGUUUGUUCCUUUUUGGUUUCAUUACUUCCCUUCUAUGUGCUGCCGCCUUCUUCAAUAACGUCAAGGACGUCUCCUAAUUCAACUAUUAUUUCACUUCUCUCUUUCCAACUAUUAGUUGUACUUGCAUUUGGGUCUUCUUGGGAUGCCUUGGAGUUUUCUGUAUGAAAUGUAUCAAAAACCUACCUUCGAGCUUAUGCCGGAAUGAGUACAGAUGGUGUUUCAGUUUCAGAAUCUUUCUGAAGUUUGGAAACAUCUUAUUCUCAUAAUUGCUUAUAUUGGAAUGGAUUAUCUUUCUUCACCAUCCUGCUAAAGCUAGUACUGCUUAAGGUUCAUGCUUGCCACAAUACUAUUCUUCUCUGGACCAUUUUGUUUUACACUCUUCUAUAUAUUAUGUGAAUGAGAUGACAUCCAUUAUUAAUUGAAAGAUAUAUCACAGUUUUGGAUGUUUCUUUCAUCUUACAUGCUUCACCAUUCUGUGAAUAUUUAAUUAAUUGCCUAAAUCCGAGUUCGGGGAUGCUCUGAGUCCUUGCCUUAUAGUUUAGCCAUUCCUUUCUCCUGAAAGGCUGAAACCUAAAACAAAAAUCAGUAUAGAUAACAGAACACAAGGCUUUUGAGCACCUAUAUCAAAAUUGAUACUCUUGGACUUGGUUGAUUAUAACUUGGUGUGAUAAUCUGCUUUGUUCACUUGUAUCAUUAGUUUUGGGUC
Cicer arietinum (chickpea) is the source of this 933-nucleotide messenger RNA. Lineage: Eukaryota; Viridiplantae; Streptophyta; Magnoliopsida; Fabales; Fabaceae. The record is from RefSeq and is a predicted model, not a curated record.